CUCGCUGAGGAUUCARGGUGUAAAGCUGUCGUCGAUGUCCCGCGUUGUGUUACAGUUACCGAAAGGCGGACAGAAAGGAUCCCGCAGCUGUAAAAGUGGGUGAAAAUCCAGUCCGGGAGGAGGAUGAAACUUGGAGCGGUCGCAGCUCAGCUCCUCUCUYUCAGGCAAAGCGGCGGCUCGGUUGGAAAAUGAGGCGAGGACGUGAGGUACGUGCGCAUCCGGCAGACGAUGAGAUGAAAUGGAGAGUUUGGGGCUGACGGAGCUUUUAAAGCCCAGCUCUCCCCGCGGGACCGUCGCUUUCUCAGAGCCACAGGAGAGACGGAGGACGAGCGGCGGGCAGCAGCAGCAGCAGCAGCGGCGGCGGCUCGUCUCUUCUUCUGGGCCGGCGGAGCUCCACUACCAGGCGGAUAUGGGGCUUAACGGUUUCUGCGCGGUGCCUGUCGGAAGUCAGACGGCCGCGGAGCUGCUCGCGGACAUGGCCUCUCAGACCAACUCGCCCGGCAUCACCACCCCGACGAAGCAGUCUAAAAGUGGCGUGCCGCCUCUCUACAACGGAGGGGUGGUGUCUCCCUCCGCCACUGUGGAGGCGAACCAGGCCGGUGUGUUGGCGCACACCCCGCAGGGCUACCCCGCACAGGUGAGCGGGAUGGGCGCGCAGACAAGUGGCCCCGCGUGCCCUCUCACCGGCAGAGGCUGUCUGCUGGAAAACGGGGACAGAGUUGCUCAGGAGAGCUGCACUUUGCUAACCCGGAGGUUCAACGGUGACCUGAAGGUCAGGCAGGCCCAGCAGCAGAAGCGGCGGUGUGGGGAAAACCGGGAUUUUGGGUCAGAGAUUCACAAAGGUCACGUGAUGGGGUCACCUGGGUUAGGCAGCUCGGCAGACCUGGUUUUCUCCUCAGGAGACUCUGACUUGAAGAGGAGGAAGCUGCCAGACAAGUCGUCAGAGACCCCCAGAGUGACCCGGGUUGCUCCCUCUUCUCAUGCUAACCAGCACAAGGAACACUACGUGGCACCCCCAGACUCACCAGCUGCACCCGGUCUGAUGACCCCCGCCCCGGCACUGCGGCAGGCCGCAGGAGGCGCCGGCUGGUCCGCGCAGCACAUCGCCAAGCAAUACAUCAUCCCCUGCAUGAAGGACUAUGGCAUUUGCGUGAAGGACAACUUCCUGGGGCCGCAGUUUGGCGACAGGGUCCUGGAGGAGGUGGGUGUUCUGAACCGCAGUGGGAAGUUUCGGGGCGGGCAGCUGGUGAGCCAGAAAAGCAUUCCCUCUCGGAACAUCAGGGGAGACCAGAUCGCGUGGGUGGAGGGGCAGGAGCCCGGGUGUGGCAGCAUCGGGGAGCUGAUGGCACGCAUCGAUGAGGUGGUCAUGUACAGCGCUGCCAAUGGACAGCUGGGGGACUGUGUCAUCAAUGGACGCACCAAGGCCAUGGUUGCUUGUUAUCCAGGGAACGGAGCGGGAUACGUGCGCCACGUUGAUAAUCCCAACGGUGAUGGCCGCUGCAUCACAUGCAUCUACUAUCUUAACAAGAACUGGGAUGUUGAGACGCAAGGAGGACUUCUGCAGAUCUACCCUGAAGGCAAAAACGUGGUCGCCAACAUCGAACCUUUGUUUGACCGGCUGCUCGUCUUCUGGUCUGACCGCAGGAACCCACACGAAGUCAAACCAGCCUUCGCCACUCGUUAUGCCAUCACAGUCUGGUACUUUAAUGCCAAAGAGCGGUUAGAGGCUAAAGAGAAGUACCGAUUGGCAGCGGGACAAAAAGGCAUUCAAGUGCCUGUCACUCAGCACAGCAGGUCAUAAAAUUACUCCUCAAGUGACCGGAGAGCCCUUUCAAAGCAUUACGUGCCUUCCUGAACUGCUAAUGAUUGCGAAGGGAGACGUAGUUAAACUGUCAGUUGUCACUGCAGCUCCGAGCUGCUUCCUGUCGAGCUUCAGCCGCUCGGCUCACGUCGCCGGCUCUAAUGUAAUGUCUCGGGCCGCCGAUCAGAGACGUGGCAGGAGUUCUGGAGCGCAGUGGGACGGGUUUGUACGGCAGGGGUGAGGUCAGAGUUGAGGGACGUGAAAGACUUCCUACAUCUGACUGGGUCACCUGAGAAGACAGCUACCUUAAAACUGACUUUCUAUAGUUUCUUUUUUUUAAUCUUUUUUGUGAUGUUUUGACGUAUCAAUGUUUUAAUUUACUCUGAUGUAAUUUGCAGUUAGGAGACAAGGAGCAAAUAUGAUGACAGUGUGGAAAAUGCGGGGGACAGAAUUCAGAAAUAAGACCCCUUAAAUUUCUAAUUCCCAAUUGGAUGUGAUGUGGCCGCCUGUGAUCUCAUGGUGUGGCCAAGAGUGUGUGUACAUGUGUGUGUGCAUGUGUGAGCGAUCAGAAAGAAGACAGAAAAGGCAAAGGUCCUGAUAAGACAUCAAAUCAUUAAAGGGGCAGUUCAGAUCUUUUGUGGAGUGAUUAUAAACAGCAAAUAUCUUACCUGUGACAGAUAGCCUUUUCAGUUUGGAGAAACAAGAGCUUAAUUAUGAUGAGCUAAUGGCUAGUCUGAGUUUGGUCAAGAUCAAAAGGGAAUUAUUGCCAUCUUUACAGCAACUCAAAUGUCAAAAGUUUCAUAUCAACACUUCAUGUCUUUCAUUUUAAAUUAGAUCUCUAUUUUCAUGCAAUCUUAUGGUUUGCAAAUACAAAAUACAGCAGCAGCUAGCUGUAGCACAUCCUCUGCAGCUUGUGGCACUUUCUGCAGGAAUAUUGUGUUUUUUGCUGUAAUAAUCAAGUAAUUUGGCAGAGUCAYAGUUUAUAAAAUAUUGUUUGUAUAAAUCUAUAUUAUUGUCUGGCAUCGAAGUUCAGUGAUCCAGUUUGGUCUUGGCCCGGCUCGGCACUAGUUGUUUACUUAUCAGUGAGAUCAGAACCUAUCUGUGUUUCUUAAAGCCAAGUUUGUUCAAGUAGUUAUCUAAGACAGGUAAGAUACUAACUGUUCAAAACCUCGCCACCGAAUCAAACUUAAAAAAAAACAUCUGAGCUUUCCUUUUAAUGCUGCAGAAAAUGCACUCCACAGAGUGGAUUUAGUCCUGGCUCCACAAAUGAACGUUGCAGAGAUCUGUUCUGAUCAGUGCAGGACUUCAACUCUUAACAGCUACUAAGUACAGUUCACUAACAUUUCAGGACUUUAUCCUGCUUAAAAUAAAAACCCACAAGUUUCAACAUUGUAGCACAAAAUAAAAGGACACUUCAGUAGAAAAUGAAGUACAUUUUUUAAAAAGUGUUAUCAGAGUGCAAAGAGUUUGUGCUCUUACAUAAAUGAUGCUGACUGUGAGACUUCAGUUCAUACCUGUGACAGGAUGCGGCAUUCUCAGGAAGGGCAGGAUCUGAACAAGUGCAUUGUGGGUGUUUUUAUGCCUGUAUGCCGAUCUGACUGAGAUGUAAAAAUCGUAUUUGUGGGCGCUGUUGAUCCGGCCCUAGAAAGACAAAAAUAAAAAUGAAAAAAAAAAAAAAAAA
Austrofundulus limnaeus is the source of this 3482-nucleotide messenger RNA. RefSeq names its product egl-9 family hypoxia-inducible factor 2 (gene egln2). Gene Ontology annotation, cellular component: cytoplasm; nucleus. Lineage: Eukaryota; Metazoa; Chordata; Actinopteri; Cyprinodontiformes; Rivulidae. Gene Ontology annotation, molecular function: ferrous iron binding; L-ascorbic acid binding; peptidyl-proline 4-dioxygenase activity. Gene Ontology annotation, biological process: peptidyl-proline hydroxylation to 4-hydroxy-L-proline; cellular response to hypoxia. The record is from RefSeq and is a predicted model, not a curated record.